Messenger RNA from Parnassius apollo (apollo), 366 nucleotides. NCBI's taxonomy places the organism in Eukaryota, Metazoa, Arthropoda, Insecta, Lepidoptera, Papilionidae. The record is from the annotation of a GenBank genome assembly.
AUGGGCCACAAAGUGUGGUGUAGAUGCGAUAUUAAAACAGGAUAUUUGUAUGAAUGCGAGAUCUAUACUGGUAAAACUGGACAAGGAACUGAAAUAGGUUUGGAAGCAAACGUUGUAAAGAAUUCAUCAAGAAAAUUAAUCCAAGAAGAAUUUGUGAAACACAUAACAUUUGAUAAGUUAUUCUCUGACACUGCCUUAUUGCAGUACCUAAACGAAAAUGAAUUGACGAACUUGUAUGCCACUGGAACAGUGAGAAGGAAUAGAUGUGACUUACCAUCUUUGGUUAAAAAUAAAAAGAAUCUAAAAUUAGCCAGAGGUGAAUUCAAGUGGAGAAUCAAGAAAGAUGUGGCAUUCAUAAUAUGGUAA